Messenger RNA from Choloepus didactylus (southern two-toed sloth), 996 nucleotides. RefSeq names its product homeobox D1 (gene HOXD1). Gene Ontology annotation, biological process: regulation of transcription by RNA polymerase II. Gene Ontology annotation, cellular component: nucleus. Gene Ontology annotation, molecular function: DNA-binding transcription factor activity, RNA polymerase II-specific; RNA polymerase II cis-regulatory region sequence-specific DNA binding. The coding region runs from base 1 to 996 and encodes 331 amino acids. NCBI's taxonomy places the organism in Eukaryota, Metazoa, Chordata, Mammalia, Pilosa, Megalonychidae. The transcript is spliced from 2 exons. The record is from RefSeq and is a predicted model, not a curated record.
AUGAGCUCCUACCUAGAGCAUGUCUCCUCCGGCGGCAGCGGGGGUGGCGGCGACGUGCUCAGCUUCGCGCCCAAGUUCUGCCGUGCCGACGCCCGGCCCGUGGCCCUGCAACCCUCCUUCCCCCUGGGCGGUGGCGAGGGCACCUUUGUCAGUUGCCUGCCCCUGGCCGCCGCCGGGUCACGACCUGCGUCUUCAUCCCUGGCGGCGCCCGCCCAGCCUCCUGCGCCGCCCCUGGCUGCACCCCGGUACGCGCCGUGCACCCUGGAGAGCGCCUAUGAGCAGAGCGUCGCACCUGCUGCUGCUGCGGCGGCUGGGGACUCGGACUACCAUUUCUUGGGGCCCGGGCCCGCGUAUGACUUCCCGCGCGCGCUCCGGCGGCCGGCAGACGAAGGUGAGGUGCACGUCCACUACGCCGCCUCGGCGGUCUUCUCAGGCGGCGGCUCUUUCUUCCUCAGCGGCCAGGUGGAUUACGGGGCCUUCGGCGAGUCCCGACCAUUCCCAGCGUGUCUCAGGGAGCCAGCCGAUGGCCACCCCGGGGCCUUCCAGACCACGUCUCCGGCCCCCGGCGCCUGCCCCAAGCCUGCCUCUCCGGCUUUCGGCCUCUCCGCCGCCUUCAGCACAUUCGAGUGGAUGAAAGUGAAGAGGAGCGCCCCUAAGAAAAGGAAACCCGCCGAGUAUGGAGCCGCUAGCCCCUCCAGCGCGAUCCGCACGAAUUUCAGCACCAAGCAACUGACAGAACUGGAGAAAGAGUUUCAUUUCAAUAAGUACUUAACUCGAGCCCGACGCGUCGAAAUAGCCAAUUCCUUGCAGCUCAAUGACACCCAAGUCAAAAUCUGGUUUCAGAACCGCAGGAUGAAACAGAAGAAAAGGGAACGAGAAGGUCUUCUGGCCAUGACCACCCCUGUGCUCUCUCUCCAACUUCCCCUCUCAGGAAGGAGCCCUCCCAAGUCUGGCAAGAACCCAGAGAGUCCUUCCCAGGCCCAAGAACCUUUAUGA